AAGCUCCUUGGCCGCCUUCAGAGCUCAGUGUUCGGACAAGAAGGAGGGGGUGCCGCCGCUAAUUGCCAUCCAGUCGCUCCUGUGAGAUUCCAAUCCUGCUAAAGAGGCUUAGCUCCCGGGGGGGACAGGCAGCGAGGCUGACCGAAAGCGGGACACUUGUUUCGGCUGCUGGAAUGUUGAGUGGCUGGCUGCUAGCUUGUUGAUUGCGGUGCUUGGGUUCAGGUGGAGAUAUGUUCAGUGAGUGCUGUUUGUUGAGUGACAACACUGAGAACUUACCGUUAAUCAGUCGUUUUUAUUUUUUUUAACCUCCAUUAUGUGUUUUAACAACAUCCCGCAACUGAGGCUCGGUUGAACCAGCUCUCCUUCACUGCCGUUUUAACCAUCCUCCACACUUUGCCAUGGCCAAGAACCAGUCCGAGGCUCCGGGCGACGACCUGAGCCAGCUGACCGACGACGAGCUGCUUCGCCACGGCAAGGAGGAGCUCCUCCGGAGGCUUCGCCAGGUCGACGGGGAGAAGAUGAACCUGAUGAUCGAGCACGGCAACAUGAUGAAGGACAUCAACCGGCGGCUGCAGGUGCACCUCCAUGAGAUCCGCAGCCUGAAGGAGGUCAACCAAAAGCUGCAGGACGACAACCAUGAGCUCCGCGAGCUCUGCUGCUUCCUGGACGACGACCGGCAGAAGGGCAAGAAGCUGUCCCGCGAGUGGCAGCGCUUCGGCCGUUACACGGCCAGCGCCAUGUGGAAGGAGGUCGGCGCCUAUAUGAUGAAGCUGAAGGAGCUGGAGGCCAACCAGGAGAGCGUACUGAAGGAGAACACCGAGCUGAAGGAGAUCAUCCUCAUGCUGGAUGAGGAGAGGAACGGGGCCGGGUCCAGGAGCUCCAUAGACAGCCAGUCCAGCCUCAGCAACUUGAACGGGGGCACAGGCACGGUCAGGGACGUCGGGGAUGGGAGUAGCACGUCCAGCGCCGGCAGUGCUGGAAGUCCGGACCACCACAACCAUAUGCACAAGCCCGCCUCGGAGGGCACCAAGUUGGGGGCCCCCAUGAGGAGGUCCAUGGACGACGUGUCGGUGCCCCACCAUCACAGGAGCAUCCCCAAUGGCCUCAAUGAUUCCUCCUCCAACUACAUCAGACAGCUGGAGACGAAAGUGCGAAUCCUUGAGGACGACAACAGCAAGCUUCUGUCACAGGCUCAUAGCCGCUACAGUUUGUCACAGAUACACAUGAAGAAGUGUAACCCAGGUGACCUGCGAGCCCUGAGGAAAGGAAUGAGCCUUUAUCACUCUGAAUCUCAGCUGUCCUCCUUGCCACAACGCCAGGACGCCAUGCACUUGGGUACGGGCCGUCUUCCAAACAGCGAAUCCUCCCCGGCCACAGGAUACUUGUCAUGCGUCCAGAAGCCCGAGGCCGUGGUGCACGCCAUGAAGGUUCUGGAGGUCCAUGAGAACUUGGACAAGCAGGUUCCGGAAGACUACGAGGACGACCUGAGCGAGAAGGAGAAGGCCAUCGUGCGGGAAAUGUGCAACGUGGUGUGGAGGAAGCUGGGUGACGCCGCAGGUUCCAAACUGUCCAUCAGGCAGCACCUGUCAGGAAACCAGUUCAAGGGUCCGCUGUAGCGCGACAACGCCCACUCGACUGGAUCGCCAUAGCAACCCGGUUCCCUCUGCCACACACUAGGACGGGCCACGUUAGCGACGACACGGAUCUCCCGGUCCGACCCUCACCUGUGUUUUCAUCUCUGCCAGCGUCUGACAAUUUGGCAGCGAAGCUGACUCGCCACAAAAGACGUUUCUGCCACUAAAACAAAGCGUGUUGCGCUACUAAGCUAGCAACUUGGUUCUAAGCACAGAGCUUCCCAGACCUGAGUUGGGCUUGUUUGGUAUUACGUUGUGUAGCGCCCCCUAGCUCUUGUCAUGUUUGUCACCCCUCCAAUGGACUUCCAACUAGCAUUAGCGUACAAAUGUGGACUAGUGCAAACCCACUGUGACCUUGUGACCUAGCACCUCUAGAUCACUGUGUGUAUAUGAUGUACAAAAACUAGAGCACCACUUUUUCUUUUGAUCCGUUUUCUAUUUUAGCGUGGCCAUGUGAUCAAGACUUUAGUCUGCAAAAGGCAAACACCCAUGAUAUUUUUUUAUCUGUUUUAGUAUUUUUUUCUCCAUUGGAAAUCAUCCUUUUUAAUGUUGAAACAACCAACUUGAUGCUGUGUGCAUGCUAGACAAUCAUGUUCUCAGGUUGGGAGAUGACAGCUUUAGUGUUCCACCACAAAAGUAGAACUAGAACUUGUCCGUGUGGUUACUCUGCAUGUUUUUUAUAAAGUUUGGUUCCUUAUGGACCUUAGCUGCCCUAC
Entelurus aequoreus (snake pipefish) is the source of this 2350-nucleotide messenger RNA. RefSeq names its product coiled-coil domain-containing protein 85C-B-like. The record is from RefSeq and is a predicted model, not a curated record. The transcript has 7 exons. Lineage: Eukaryota; Metazoa; Chordata; Actinopteri; Syngnathiformes; Syngnathidae. Gene Ontology annotation, cellular component: apical junction complex. The coding region runs from base 399 to 1616 and encodes 405 amino acids.